UGCGUAAAGCUAUCCAAAAAUUUUGAAAUACAAAUUAACACAGAGAACGCCGGUGAGGUGCGUGCGCUGCCAUUCUGUCUGACUACCAAGCACCGCUUAACCUAACAGGGGCAGUAUUUACCGGCCUGCGCCAUGGCUUCGGAGAAUGAAUCUGACGUCGAGCUGGAGGAGAACUACUACACAUUUCUGAAUUUGCCCCGAAAUGCCACCACAGAGCAGAUUAAUACAGCUUACAGGAAGCAGAGCCGCAUUUACCACCCGGACAAGCACCACAAUGAGGACAGCAAGAAGCAGGCGGAGAUUAUGUUCAACCGCACCAAGCGCGCGUACGAGGUGCUGUCUGAUCCCCACCAGAGGGCCAUAUACGACUCGGUGGGCGUACAGGGCCUGAGAACCGAGGGCUGGGAGAUUGUCCACCGGACCAAGACGCCGACAGAGAUCAGGGAAGAGUACGAACGCCUUGCGCAAGCUGCUGAUGAACGUCGCCUGCAACAGCGAACUAAUCCGCGGGGGAACAUCACCAUUAACGUGAAUGCAACGGAAAUAUUCGCGCCCUACGAUGAAACGGAAAUGCCCCGCGUUGAGAUAGGGUCAAUGAGCAUUGCACAGUCCAUCGAGGCCCCUUUGACGCGCAAGGACAUGAUCAUUAUGAGCGGCAACCUGUACUCCUCCAACGGGAAUGGCAGUGGCGGGUUUGUGGUAGCUGGACGUCGACUCCUGAACAAGGGCUGGCUGGAGGUCUGUGCUGGAGCGGGAAACGGCUUCCUAGUGGGUCUCAAGGGUGGACGCACACUUUCCCCUAAGGUGACGCUCAACGGCGGGACCAACAUGAGUUUCCGGGAACACGGCGUGAUACCCGCCCUGUUCUCCACGCUCGCUGUGCAGCUGGACAAGCACACAGUGGGCAGCCUGACGUUGAACGCGGGCCCCCAGUCGUCCAUGUCCACACAAAUCGACCACAGCAAGGACGAGUACGCGCUGAGCUCAUCCUUUGUAAUUGGUUCGCCGCACAUCUACUUUGGUCUCUCCUACACGCGCAAGAUGAUAGAAAAUGAGAUGAAGCUGAAGCUGGCCGUGAAGGUCGGAACAUUUGGCUUCAUGGGCGAAUAUGGACUGGAGAAGAAGAUUUCCAAGUACAGUUCUGUGACAGCAGCUGUCUCGAUUGGUGUGCCUUCUGGAGUUAUCCUUAAAUUUAAGAUACUACGAUCGAAUCAGUCUUAUGUGUUUCCUAUCCACCUGAGCGAUGAGAUAGUGCCCGCCGCUGUGUUUUAUGCCUCUGUGACCCCCGUAAUUGCGUGGUUCUUGAUUAAGAAGACCAUUAUGGACCCAAUGGAUGCCGAGCGCAAGAGCGUCGAAGUGGAGCGGACAAAACGGCAGAACGAGCAGCGCCUGUUGGCCAAGCGGCAGGAGGCCAGUGCUGCCGUCCAUCUUAUGCAGAGUACCUACCAUCGCAUCAUGACCGAGGAGCUGCAGAAGACGGGCCUGGUCGUCACAAGAGCCGUAUAUGGCUGCACAACGGAGAACAGCAGCACCCAGUUCAAGCCCGAGCUGUCGCUUGAUGUCACUAUACCAAUUCAGUGUCUGGUCAGGGACAGUACCUUGCAGCUAUACGAUUCCUCAAAGAGCGAUCUUCCCGGCUUCUAUGACCCCAGCAUCGGGGACAAUAAGAUCCUACGCAUAGAGUAUACAUACCAAAACCAGUUCAGGGUGGUCAACAUAAAGGACAACGAGGCAAUCCGACUGCCAUUGCCAUGAUAGUGGUCUGGUCUGUGUGCUUCAUACUGUAUUUAGUAUAAAUCAUCAGUUGUGUUUGUAACUUGUUUUUUAAUCUUAAUAGGAAAGACCCAUUCCAAGAGAUGGGGCAAAAAGAACGGUUAAGACAGCUUUAUAAUAUUGCCCAUUUACAAUACCCAUUUGCAUUGUAAACUCACUGUUUUUAAGGAUACUUUUGAGAUCCGCGAAAUAAACAACGAAAUUUGUUCAAAUUGGAA
Drosophila persimilis is the source of this 1991-nucleotide messenger RNA. Its product is annotated as dnaJ homolog subfamily C member 11. The coding region runs from base 133 to 1755 and encodes 540 amino acids. The transcript has 6 exons. Lineage: Eukaryota; Metazoa; Arthropoda; Insecta; Diptera; Drosophilidae. The record is from RefSeq and is a predicted model, not a curated record. Gene Ontology annotation, biological process: cristae formation.